Molecule: messenger RNA, 323 nt
Organism: Meleagris gallopavo (turkey)
Lineage: Eukaryota; Metazoa; Chordata; Aves; Galliformes; Phasianidae
Source: RefSeq, a predicted model, not a curated record
CACCUUGCCUGCCCCCUACAGCAAAUCAGUCAGCACCAGGAGCAGUUCAUCCAGAUGCUGAACGAGCCUCUGGGGGAGCUGGGAGACUUGGAGGGGGAGAUGGGGGCCAUUGGGGACGAAUCCCCCCAGAUGAAUUACAUCCAAGUGACGCCUCAGGAAAAAGAAGCCAUAGAAAGGUUGAAGGCACUGGGCUUCCCCGAGAGUUUGGUCAUCCAGGCUUAUUUUGCCUGUGAGAAGAACGAGAACCUGGCAGCCAACUUCCUGCUCAGCCAGAACUUUGAUGAUGAUUGAGGGGCCCGGGGUGGAUUCCUCCCACCUUGUGG